AUGGCAGAAGCCUUGACCGUGGUUGGGGCCAUCGCGUCCGCCAUCCAGCUGAUAGAUUUCACGACCAAAUUGUUUGAUCGUCUGAAUGACUAUCUUCGCCAUAUCGAAGACGCACCGGGAACCCUUCGCGAAAUCAGAUUGCACUUGCCUUUCUUCAUCGAGGCAUUGCAGCGUGUUCGAACCAUGAUCGACUACGGCUACUUCAACCCAAGAAGCUCAGCUGUGAUGAAAAUCUUCAUCGACGAGGCCUAUUCGCAGAUGGCUUUGCUUGAUGAUCUUCUUUUCAAGUUGACGCCUAUCGAUAGCGACUCGAAGAUUACAAGGAGUCGCAAGGCUAUCUACAGUCUUAAGGAGGAGAAGACCUUGAAAAAGAUCUUCUCCAAUAUCUUGGGAAUUCGCUCGGAUGCCACCUUGGUCCAUGUGAAAUCGAUGAUGAAGAUGCAUGAACAAGCUAUAUCUGUGGAUGUUUCGAUCACCGCUACUUCAGCACCAGCGAAUAGUGUGGUAGGCCAUACGGACCCACCUUUGGCAAAGAGGCCUAUCAAAUCUGUCGCAAACUACUCCAAGAGAGAUAGAAAACGCAAGUUCUCUUACUUCUUCGGGCUGUCACGCUUCGGUCUACUUUGGGCUCUCCGCGCAGACCUCCACGUUUCAUGGAGCGAUCAAGGGAUUCCCAUUCAUCCCGGUUUACAUUUCCAAAAAUUAGUCAAAUUCACAUCACCUGGGCUGAAUAUAGUCUGGAGAGCUGUUUCGCCGUGGUGA
Messenger RNA from Penicillium odoratum, 762 nucleotides. RefSeq lists its product as uncharacterized. The record is from RefSeq and is a predicted model, not a curated record. The coding region runs from base 1 to 762 and encodes 253 amino acids. The transcript is spliced from 2 exons. NCBI's taxonomy places the organism in Eukaryota, Fungi, Ascomycota, Eurotiomycetes, Eurotiales, Aspergillaceae.